AUGUGCAAUCGCAACUCCCUAAAUGAGUUCAUCCUCCUGGUGUUUGCAAACACCCGGGAGCUGCAGCUCUUGCACUUCUGGCUCUUCUUGGGUAUCUACCUGGCUGCCCUUCUGGGCAAUGGCCUCAUCAUCACUGCCAUAGCCUGUGAUCACUGCCUCCACACCCCCAUGUACUUCUUCCUCUUCAACCUCUCCCUUCUCGACCUGGGCUUCAUUUCCACCACUGGCAAAGCCAUGGCGAAUUCCCUCUGGGACACCAGGGCCAUUCCCUACUUGGGAUGUGCUGCACAGGUCUUUUUUUUCUUUUUCUGUGCUACAGCAGAGUUUUAUCUUCUCACAGUCAUGUCCUAUGACCGCUACAUUGCCAUCUGCAAACCCCUGCACUAUGAGACCCUCCUGGGCAGCAGAGUUUGUGUCAGCAUGGCAGCAGCUGCCUGGGGCAGUGGGUUUCUAAAUGCUGUGCUGCACACGGCCAACACAUUUUCACUAUCUCUCUGCCAAGACAAUGCCCUGGACCAGUUCUUCUGUGAAAUCCCCCAGAUCCAGAUCCUCAAGCUCUCCUGCUCAGACUCAGACUACCUCAGGGAAGCUGGGCUUCUUGUAUUUAGUCUCUUAGUAGCAUUUGGGUGAUUUGUUUUCACUCUUUUUUCCUAUGUUCAGAUCUUCAGGGCUGUGCUGAGCAUCCCCUCUGAGCGGGAACGGCACAAAGCCUUUUCCAUGUGCCUUCCUCACCUGGCUGUGGUCUCCCUGUUUAUCAACACUGGCAUCAUUGCCUACCUGAAGCCCCCCUCCAUCUCCUCCCCAUCGCUGGAUCUGGGGAUUGCAGUUCUGUACUCAUUGGUGCCUCCAGCAGUGAACCCCUUCAUCUACAGCAUGAAGAACCAGGAGCUCAAGGAUUCGCUGUGGAAACUGGCCCAAUGGACGUUGUUUCACCAACAAUAA
Messenger RNA from Fulmarus glacialis (Northern fulmar), 942 nucleotides. RefSeq names its product olfactory receptor 14A16-like. Gene Ontology annotation, molecular function: G protein-coupled receptor activity; olfactory receptor activity. Gene Ontology annotation, cellular component: membrane. The record is from RefSeq and is a predicted model, not a curated record. Gene Ontology annotation, biological process: G protein-coupled receptor signaling pathway. Lineage: Eukaryota; Metazoa; Chordata; Aves; Procellariiformes; Procellariidae.